Messenger RNA from Torulaspora delbrueckii, 1509 nucleotides. RefSeq lists its product as uncharacterized. Gene Ontology annotation, biological process: glycolytic process; intracellular glucose homeostasis; glucose 6-phosphate metabolic process. Gene Ontology annotation, cellular component: cytosol; mitochondrion. The transcript has a single exon. Gene Ontology annotation, molecular function: mannokinase activity; D-glucose binding; glucokinase activity. NCBI's taxonomy places the organism in Eukaryota, Fungi, Ascomycota, Saccharomycetes, Saccharomycetales, Saccharomycetaceae. The record is from RefSeq and is a predicted model, not a curated record. The coding region runs from base 1 to 1509 and encodes 502 amino acids.
AUGUCGUUCGAUGAUUUACACAAGGCAACGGCCAAGGCUUUAACCCAAAAAGUGGAUGACAUAUGUAAAGAAUUUGCAAUUGAUGCUGAUAAAUUGAGUGAAUUGACAGCUUACUUUGUAGAAUCUAUGGAAAAAGGUUUACAGCCAUUGGAUGCGGGCGAAAGUGAGGAGACUGCGAAGGGUUUGCCAAUGAUUCCGUCUUUUGUCACUGGUAAGCCUAAUGGUACUGAGAAAGGUGUCUUACUGGCAGCGGAUCUUGGUGGUACUAAUUUCAGAGUUUGUUCCGUUGACUUGAGUGGUGAUCACACUUUUUCAUUGCAACAGAUGAAGUCCAAGAUUCCUGAAGAAUUGCUCGAGGAUGAUAGUGUUACCAGUCAAGAGCUAUUUGGCUAUUUGGCUCGUCGUACCGUUGCAUUUAUGAAGAAAUACCAUCCGGAACUGCUGGAAGAACAUGCUAAGGAUACAGCUAAACCUCUGAAAAUGGGAUUCACCUUUUCUUAUCCAAUUGACCAGAAGUCUCUGGGCUCUGGUACUUUGAUCAGAUGGACCAAAGGUUUUAAGAUCAAGGAUACUAUUGGGAAGGAUGUUGUGCAAUUGUAUCAGGAACAACUGAACGCUUCAAACCUUGGUAUGAUUAACGUCGUGGCAUUAACCAACGAUACAGUCGGUACAUUUCUUUCCCACUGCUACUCUUCUGGGACUGCCGAUUCUCUAUCCUCUGGUGAGAUCUCGGAGCCCGUCAUUGGAUGUAUCUUUGGUACGGGUACCAAUGGUUGUUAUAUGGAAGAGAUUAAGAAUAUCGUUAAGUUACCUGAAGAAACCAGGGCAAAGCUACUACAAGAGGGUAAGACUCAUAUGGUGAUCAACACCGAGUGGGGCUCCUUUGAUAAUGAAUUGAAACACCUUCCUACCUCGAAGUACGAUAUUGAGAUUGACCAAAAACUGUCUGCUAACCCAGGGUUUCACCUUUUCGAGAAGCGUGUCUCUGGUAUGUUCCUCGGUGAACUGCUAAGAAACAUGCUAGUUGAUUUGCACGCGAAAGGUUUAAUUCUCAAUCAAUAUCGUUCAUAUGCACAAUUACCCCAUCGUUUGAGGGUCCCAUUCGAGCUCUCAAGUGAAGUGCUUUCACAUAUCGAGAUCGAUGAUUCCACAGGUCUACGUGAAACGGAAUUGUCCUUGUUGCAAAGUCUAAGAUUACCUACUACUCCAACUGAACGUGUUGAGAUUCAAAAGUUGGUUCGUGCUAUCUCUCGUAGAUCUGCGUAUCUGGCUGCUGUUCCAAUCGCCGCAAUCUUGACUAAGACAGGCGCUUUGAACAAGAGAUACCAUGGUGAAGUAGAAGUAGGCUGUGACGGUUCAGUGGUCGAAUACUACCCAGGUUUCAGGUCAAUGCUGAGACAUGCCCUAUCUUUGAGUCCGAUCGGCUCAGAUGGUGAGCGUAAAGUUCAUCUGCGUAUUGCCAAGGAUGGCUCAGGGGUGGGGGCCGCCCUUUGUGCACUGGUCGCUUGA